This is a messenger RNA of Trematomus bernacchii (emerald rockcod), 1406 nucleotides long. Its product is annotated as lactose-binding lectin l-2-like. Gene Ontology annotation, molecular function: signaling receptor activity. The transcript has a single exon. The coding region runs from base 830 to 1306 and encodes 158 amino acids. The record is from RefSeq and is a predicted model, not a curated record. NCBI's taxonomy places the organism in Eukaryota, Metazoa, Chordata, Actinopteri, Perciformes, Nototheniidae.
GUUGAGAUUUUAAAUUGUGUUUUCUCCACGUCAGUCUCAGUGUGUUACAUAAGUAUGGGAACAGCACAGGUGUAACAGCUGUUGAAGUCCCAUCAGUACCUACUCUAUCUAGCAUGUGGAAGAUUUUUAAUGAUCACAUCAAGAUUUAUGACACACUCACUGAUGAAAAUGAAAUAACACUGUUGUGAUUGAGAGACAGACAUAUCAACACACUUUAAAUAUUGUCUCACUGAGGCCCUGUGGAGGGAAAUGUACAAUGCAGGAUAUAUUAUUUUAACAAAAGUCUUCUUCAUCAUUUCUCUCAUGCACAGCAAAGUAACGUAUUUCUUAGAACAAUCUCUAACAACAGAACAUUCAGAAAGGAUGAUUUCAGAGUGCGGACCCACUUUUGAACAUUUCUUUAGUGUGAUGUGCUGGUUAGUCUUUUUCUUUGCAUGAAAAAGCUUAUUUCAACACACUUCCACAGACUGUGAUCACUAAGCAUCAACAUUUUCCUGCAGAAAAGCAUGUUUGUUUUCUGGGACUCUUUGGCAGUCCAAACGUUUUAUUUAAUACCUUUAUUUGGUUUGGUUAAAAAUAAAUGGUUUUGUGAGACAUGUCCAGCUGAGCUGAUGUCCAGAUACUGUUUGGUUGUGUAAAACAGACAGAGUAUGCCAAGUUCAGUUGACCAAUAAUAUUAGGCCAACAGUGAAAACACCCUCCCUGAUGCAUAUAAAAGGAAGCAGCCAGUCACUUGUCUCCUUCAGAGUCUCUAUCCCAUCCAAGGCUGCAGAUAAACUCAAACGACAACCAACCCUUCCUCCUGCACCUGUGACGGAGAGACAUCAUCAUGCUGUUGUUCCUCUUCCUGUUGGGUCUGGCUCUGGGUGCUGUGUCUCCUUCAGAGGACCCUCAAGUGAAGCUUGAGCGUGGCAGCUGUCCCACGUUCUGGUACUCCUUCAACAACCGCUGCUACAAGUACAUCGCCACACAUUUGACCUGGGCUGAUGCAGAGCUCCAAUGUGUGUCAGAGGGAGCCAACCUGGUGUCUAUCCACAGUCAGGCCGAACAUGAGUUUGUCAGAUCACUGAUCAAGAACUUUGACGUUGCUGAGGGAUACACCUGGAUCGGACUCAGUGACCUCCACAAAGAAGGAGGCUGGAUGUGGUCUGAUGGGUGCGCAGCCAAGUUUUUCUUUUGGUAUGCAGCAGAGCCAAGCAACGGUGGAAGACACUGUGUCCAAACCAACUACGGUUACAAAUGGUACGAUUGGCCGUGUUCUAGCACUAUUCCCUCAGUCUGUGCAUCUCGCAUAACUUGUGUUUAGCAACUGAGAUGUUACAUAUGUCUGAUUGAACCAGGUCACUGUAAAACUGUUACUCUGUUAACAUGCUUUGGACCACAAUAAAGACAUGAAUGUACACUUA